Astrephomene gubernaculifera is the source of this 2578-nucleotide messenger RNA. The record is from the annotation of a GenBank genome assembly. Lineage: Eukaryota; Viridiplantae; Chlorophyta; Chlorophyceae; Chlamydomonadales; Astrephomenaceae.
CGCAUGACAGUUCAUCUGAGAAGUCCUUCUUAAGCUUUUUAUCCACUCCCCUUGUAUCCGCGAUGGGUGGAUUUUGCACCAGGGCUCGUUGAAAUGGUUCCACGCCUUAUCCAGUGUCGGCCUUGCGCACCUCGUCCUUGGCCGUGACCAAUUCAAGUUGCAACUGUGUGGCACAUAGGCUAAACGCACAAGAUUCCCGUCCCCUUUGGAGUAGCCCCGAUGACUAUGAAUCCCCUCGGCACUAGCCUGAGAAAGCUUGGCAUCACCAAAAAGCACAAGGUGGUAGCUACAGCAGCGGCCGUUGGCACAGGCUUGGCUGUGUGCGCUUGGAGAGCUGGUGAGCAUGGCGAAACAAGCAGAACGAAGGACGGCAUCCGACGCCCUGCGAAGCUUCCGGCACCCCUAAUCGAUGCAUUAGCUGGUGCUCUCGGCGAGGUGUCCCAGAUCCUCGUGUUAUACCCUCUUGACACCGUCAAGGUGCGAUGCCAGGCCUCUGGCGAGACUGCUGCCGUGGUGGUUCAGCGCCUGCUGCGGCGAGGCGUCAACCUGAAGCUCCUCGCCAAGCUAUACGCAGGAGCGCUGGGCGCAGCAGCGUGCGCGAUCCUGGUAGGCGCGGUACACUUGGCAAGCUACGAGGGAUCACGGAAGGUGCUGCUGAAGCUAACGGUUACACGUGGUUCGACCGGCGCAACUCCCACAGCGUCAGCAGCAGGAGCAGCAACGACAACAAACAGCAGCGAAGCGGCUUCUGUCGGCGAACCAAACUCCACCAGCGGUACGUCGCCACCACUUGCUUCCGUCUCUGCAGCUGCUCGUGGCUUCAUAGCCGACGACGACGGCCAGCUUGGCCGCGCGGCGGUAACCUUUGCCGCCGCUGCCUUCGCUGCUGCUGCCACCGCCCUCGUGGAAUCCCCCGUGGAGCUCUUCCGCCACAACGCCCAGGCGGGACUGGUGUCCCCAAAUUUCUUGCGGGAGAUGGCGGCCACCGUCCGCAAGGAGGGCGUUGGGGGCUUGUACUGGGGCUUCCUGCCGCAUUGCUUUGAGGCCUGGCCGCACGACAUCUCUGAACUCGCCACGUACGGGUUCAUGCGGGAGUUCCGCGAGGCCGCGCUGCGCCCCGGCUCGCAGCACCACGCGUGGAUGUCCAACCUGUCCAACCAGGUUUGGGACCUAGCCACCGGCGCCGCCUCGGGCGCUGCCGCAGUGGUGGUGUCCAUGCCGUUCGACACCGUGAAGACCUACCUGCAAACGCAUGGCACGGACUUAUCCGGACGCGGCCUGCUAGGCAGUGCGCGGCUGUUUGUGCAGUCGGGUCAGCGCAUCGUGUGCCGCAAGGGGCUGUCUGGACUGUAUGUGGGCGUCACUCCGCGGCUGCUGCAGCAGGUGCCCUCAGCGAUGGUGUGUUGGUGGUCAAUUGCGGCCUUCAAGCGCUUCAUGCAGCCUCACACCAUGCCGGAGGAGUGGCCUGGAGGAGCAGCGCACGUCGUGGCUGGGGCUGGGCAGGGGAACGGGUAAUUUUAUGACGCGGUGUUGGCGCAGGGCUUCGCUUUGGGCGCUUGUAGAAUGAGUGUGCAGCGGAGGGGAAGCAGAGAGUAGAAGGUGUGGGGUGUGCGGAGUGCAUGCGCUUGACGAGUGUUUAGGAAGAGUGUAUUAUAUUGUGUGAACGUAGUGUUUGUGGCAUGUUCCAUCGUGCGAGUGAGUGGUUUAUUGCGUUAAGUAAUCCGUUGUACGAUAUUGGGAGCUGUGCAAUGCCUCCCCAACAGUUAUGUUACGGGUGCGGUUUGCUCCGCAAGUCCCUAAUGACAAGUGAUACGCGAAGAGGACAAAGUAGCAGGAGAGCCAGGCUGCUAGGGAAUGUAGCUGUGUUAGCUUACAGAGGAGUCCACAUCGGAAAAAAAAAAGAGGAGGGUAGGGGCUUCUAGUGUGGAGGCGGAGUGCAGUUUAGUUUUCAUGGUUUACCCAUGCGGCUCCAUGUGUCUUACUUCUUUGCUGCUGCCUAGAAGUUUUAUGCAGCUGCCUAAAUGACGCCGGAAACUGUGGUGCCUUGUUGUCUGCCUGUGAUUUUAGCUCUUGUCGCGUCUGUUGCAUUCUUAGUUGCUGUGGGCAAUACAGCUACUGGAAGGUUGCGCACUGCGACAGCGGCCGAAACGCUAAGCUAGGCUCGAAGCGUUUUUUGCGUGGGUGCUGGAGCGGCUUUCAUUUCCUUGGCUAUGGGUCCUGCGUUUGUACGAGGAGUGUACGAAAAUGUUAUGCGUUUUCCCCGCCCCUACUGGCCAUGCCUAUGGGAGCGCUUGCUACGCUAUUACCUCAUGCCUUCACUCCGGAUUACGCUGUCCUACGUAGCUUACCGAGUGCCUGUUUGCAAGAUUGCUGACAGGCUUUUGGGAUGGACUGCCUGCGUGCGUGGUAUUAGCACGGUUGGGAUUUUGAGAUAUGUGUGGCUGUGUUUGUCGCAUGCGGUUGUAAGAUGAGUAUCUUCAGGGGUGGCAUUGUAUGUGCCGCAUGGCCUAUCGUGGCAUCUGGGCCGGCUUCUGCCCUGGAAACGGUGGUCGGCAACAGUUCGGGCAGGUUGGCUUUU